UCCAAUUCAUUUGCCACGAGGGACCACGUCGAAAUCAAUUGUCCUCUCGGACGUUCCUCUUUGCUUAUUUCGCCUGUACAGUUUGUCGUUCAAGUUCAAGUAGCGCGAUUUUUCACACAUUUUUUUACACGACAUGGCACACUCUACGACUAUUUUCGCUCUAGUGCUUUGUGCCAGCAUCAUCGGCUGCACCCUCGCCGUCGACGUUCCGGACUUUAUUCACGUGUGCAAGCGAAACGACCCGCAUAUCGAGGACUGCAUCAGAAGAAGCGUCGACGAGCUAAAGCCAAAGCUAGUGACCGGCGAGCCAACUUACAACAUCCCGUCCCUGGAGCCCCUGCUCCUCAAGGAGCUCAUAGCGACCGAAGGCUCGGGUGGCCUCAAGAUCACCGCCCGCGAGAUCAAGGCCUACGGUGCCAGCAACUUCUACAUCCAGAAGCUCAGGGUGGACAUGAACACGUUGCGCUUCGCCAUGGACAUCCUGUUGCCGCACCUGUACAUCGAGGGCCUGUACGAGAUAAACGGGAAGGUGCUGUUGCUGCCGAUCCGGGGCAGCGGGCCGCUGACCGGUAACUUCACCGACGCCACGGGCUCGGUGAAGAUCCAGGCGGCCACGUCCAAGGACAUCAACGGCGACGACCACAUAACGCUCAACGAGUUCCGCAUGCGCAUCUCCAUCCGCAAGGGCUCCCUCAAUCUCGAGAACCUGUUCAACGGGGACCCGACCCUCGGCACCGUCAUCAACAACGCCAUCAACAGCAACUUUGACGCCUUCCUCAAGGAGCUACAGCCCCUCAUCGAGAAGGCCCUGUCCAACGCCUUUACCGACAUCAGCAACAAGAUCGUUAAUCCCUUCACCUACAACCAACUGUUCCCCGCCUUCUGAGAACCCUCGCUGUCAUCGGCAUUUUACCAUCACCCUCCUCAUUACUCCCUCGUUUGUCAUUUUUAUCAUUACCUGUGCGACAGGUCCACCAUUUUCCAUCAUUUUCCUCUUCUUAUCGACGUUAUUUCAAUCCCUUAGGAUUAUUACUUUUUUUUUUUUUUUUUUUUUUCAUUAUUUUCUUUUUUUUUUUAUCAACAAAAUCCUAUACUAACGUGUACAUAAUUCUUUGCGGCACAACAAAUACAGCAUUUUGUAGGUGCACCCUUACUUUUCCAUUUCUUUGUAUCCUCGAUCGCGCCAAGGUAAAAAGUGCGACGUACAAACGUGUCCGGAGAAUAAUAAUUUGUGCGUCGCUUGAUGCACAAGUGAGCUAUGGGUUAUUGUACAUCGAGUAGUCGAAUAAUCUUUGUACUUCGUCAAAAGAUCCAAGAUAACAUCACGAAUAUCGAAAGGGGAGGAAUAAAAUAAAAUUUAGCCCUUGAUUUUUUUUCCAUGCCUUUUGAGCGUCGCGAUAUUUGUUGCGCGUAUACGUAUGAAAAAUUACACGUGUAAUACUCGAAACGCGAUAUUCGUAUAUAAAUCGAAUCGUUAACAUGAAGAAUAUACGUAUAUCGUUGUAGACAAGUCCCAUUGGAAGGUGACCAAAUCAGCAAAGUCAAAUGCCGUCGAUCGGGUACAAGAUGACAAGACGGUGUCUCACGAUUAUCUAUUGUAAUGUUCGAAAUUUUUUUUUUUUUCAUGCGAAAUGGCCACAAAAUUCUUUUGUCCCCAAAAAUUGGCUGUAAUUUGCAAAAUUUGGUCACUCUAAGGAUAGUAUAUUAAUUACAUUUCGGUAUAUAUACCUAACUUUGAUGCAAAAGUAUAUAAGUAGCCGAGUGAUGUAAUUUCAAUAAUAUGUUCUUUACGUAAGGUUGUCAUUAUUAGGAUUAGUUUUAGUAAUUAUGAUUCACGUACUUAUCACAUAACUUUGAAAAUUAUAUCGAGUAUAAUAAUCACUCGAGCGAUGUAUCCAAAUAUUAAAAUCGCAAUUCGUGCCAAGUCCGCAGCUAAAAUAACAGAAUGCAGGCAUGUAUUGUCAAGCGUAUUAUUAAUAUCCAUCGAUGACUAUCCCUCCCAAUUCCCUUUCGGAGGUAGUCGAUGAUUGUUUUAUUGUAUUCACUUAUUUUUUUCCACGCAAACUUUUACUUGAAUACUUGAUGUGAGUGAAAUUGCGAGCGCCUUACUGAUUUUUCAUAAAUUGAUGACAAAAUUGUGACUGAUUUGUCUUUUAUCGAUUAAA
This is a messenger RNA of Copidosoma floridanum, 2165 nucleotides long. RefSeq names its product Juvenile hormone binding protein 3. Gene Ontology annotation, biological process: multicellular organismal reproductive process. NCBI's taxonomy places the organism in Eukaryota, Metazoa, Arthropoda, Insecta, Hymenoptera, Encyrtidae. The record is from RefSeq and is a predicted model, not a curated record.